Messenger RNA from Bathycoccus prasinos, 1611 nucleotides. RefSeq lists its product with no specific name. Gene Ontology annotation, cellular component: checkpoint clamp complex. The transcript has a single exon. Gene Ontology annotation, biological process: cellular response to ionizing radiation; DNA repair; mitotic intra-S DNA damage checkpoint signaling. The record is from RefSeq and is a predicted model, not a curated record. Bases 1 to 1611 code for a protein of 536 amino acids. NCBI's taxonomy places the organism in Eukaryota, Viridiplantae, Chlorophyta, Mamiellophyceae, Mamiellales, Bathycoccaceae.
AUGGAUGGUUGUCAAAAUGGUUGUUGGAAAUUUCAAAAAUCAAACCAAAACAUUUUCAAAAAUGCCAGAAAAGCUUCAUUUUCUGCUUUGGCACUUUUUCGUGCUUCAAAGAGAAACAACAAAACAAAGAUGGAGAGAGGAGGACCACCAACCGGCGGAGGGAGCUCAACAGUAGCCUUCUCCGCCUCUCUCGCGGCACUUCCCUUGAAAUAUCUGUUCAAAACGCUCGGGUGCUGCGCGAAAAUCUCCCCGGAAGUGCUCAUCGAAGCGCAUCCUUCGAGCGGGUUACGCAUCAAAGCGGUGAAUCAAAAUCACUCGGCGUUUUUGAGUUGCAUUUUAAGGACGAACGCGUUUGAUGGGUACGAGUGUUGCGCCGUUGAAAAAGCGGCGGAUAAAAACGACGACGACGAUUUUGUUGUGACGGGAGUGCAGACGGCGCUGUUGGCGAAGCACGUUUUGGGGUGCCUGCGAUCGAAUCGAGUCGAUCGCGUGAGAAUAAAAAUGAAAGAAAGUAACGGAGAAAAAGUUGAGAUUGUGUGCACGGGCGGACAAGGAGGACAAGGAGGACAAGGAGGACAAGGAGGACAACUUCAAAAGACGUAUAACAUUUACGCGAUACAGGACGCGGAACACUUAGCGGCAGAGGUGGAUAGCGAUUCCAUGCUCGUUCAAAUCGUGUUUAAAGCGAGAAGUUUAGGUAAGUUUUUAGGAAGUCACUUCAACGUCGGGACGCAACAAGACGCGACGUUUACGUUUUACAACGGCGAGUGGGAAGGUGACGGAUCGGACGCGACAGGGACGGGAACGACGACGCCAGGGAGCGCGGCCGCCGCGGGUGGAGUCGUCAACGCUUUCAGUAGCAAGCAGUCUCGAGGUGGGAGCUUCUCCAAGCAACAGCACAAGGCGAAGAAGUGCGUGGAGAUAUCUUCGUACGUGGAUAAAAAAGCCGAACAGAAUAUAGCCGGCGGACCGUUUCAACAGUUGCAAACGACGGUACAUUUGGACGCAAACGAGCAAGCGAUUUUGAGGUACGAGAAUCGACAGUACGAUAAAGAGUUCGUAAAAGUGACGAUUAAUUUGAAAGAUACUUUAGCGAUGGUGAAAUUGUGCGAGUCAAUCGAACAAGACGUGUUGAUGUCGUGCGAUAAAGACGGCGAUCCGGUAUCGUUGAGACCGACGAGGGAGUUUGCCGGAGGGCAUUACGCCUCGUCGGAACAACAAAUGCACGGCGGCGAGAAUCCGAGAGCAGGCAUACCGCACUUUGAUUUCGACGCGGAGAUGGUGUUGGCGGCGAUGUUACCGGAUGAAGAAGAAGAAGAAGAGGAUGAUGAAGAAGAGAAACGAAAAGAAGAAGAAGCGAGAAGAAAAGACGACGAGGCGGCUGGGAGGAUGACGAUCAACUAUAAUAACGUCCCUCCGCAAACGCCCGGGUCAUCGGUUGUGCCGCCUUCGCAAACGACCGAAGGCGGUUCUGUUCGACCACCGUUUGGUUCACCGAGCGAGAAUAAAAGCAACAAAAACAAAAUCGUCUGGGAUGGCGACGACGACGAAGAAGAAGAAGUCACCGCCACGCCAGCCGAGGAGAUGUCGAAAAGACACAAGUCUUCUUGA